AUGGAUCAUCAAGGCAAGGUUGUGCGCGCGAUAGCGGCGGUCGCAGUGAUGGUGCUAAUUUGCGCCGGCCACGUGUCGGCGUCUUGCUAUAGCAGCUGCCUUGGGGACUGCUUCCACGACGGAGGGGAGCGGUUAAUGUGCCUCAUUAAAUGCCUUAUAAAGUGCAAAUUGCCUACCAACAUCUCUUCAACUGCACUUGAACAUUGUGCUACAUUUGGGGAUGAUGUUAAGAAAGUGGAGGAAUGUGUGAACAAGUGGAAGAGUGGGCCAACAGUAGCUAAAUAUCCAUUACCGGGACAGUUAAAUGAAGGGCCCAACUAG
Striga hermonthica is the source of this 321-nucleotide messenger RNA. The record is from the annotation of a GenBank genome assembly. NCBI's taxonomy places the organism in Eukaryota, Viridiplantae, Streptophyta, Magnoliopsida, Lamiales, Orobanchaceae.